Beauveria bassiana ARSEF 2860 is the source of this 2256-nucleotide messenger RNA. Its product is annotated as vacuolar ATP synthase catalytic subunit A. The transcript has 9 exons. Lineage: Eukaryota; Fungi; Ascomycota; Sordariomycetes; Hypocreales; Cordycipitaceae. The record is from RefSeq and is a predicted model, not a curated record. The coding region runs from base 1 to 2256 and encodes 751 amino acids. Gene Ontology annotation, molecular function: ATP binding; proton-transporting ATPase activity, rotational mechanism; ATP hydrolysis activity. Gene Ontology annotation, biological process: proton transmembrane transport; ATP metabolic process. Gene Ontology annotation, cellular component: proton-transporting V-type ATPase, V1 domain; fungal-type vacuole membrane.
AUGCAAGUUGGACUCAGGCCGCGGCUCAGGAGUCGCUCGUCGCUCCUGGAUCUGGUACGGGCGAAAAACGAAGCCGAAAACAAGCCCAAGGAAUCGUUGCCAUCGCCGUUGUCGAGCCCUUUCCGUACGCCAUUGCAUUCUCCAUUGUCCAUUGCAGGCUUCUUUUUAGGCGGCCCACCACUGGCCCCAGAAACCAGCCAAAAUACGGCCGCUCCAGGCGAUUUUGGCAGCAAAACUACCUCGAGCACGGCAGGUUCACCCGCUACGACCGCUACAUCAUCGGCCCCACCUCAGCACCCCAGGCUGGCCGCCUUUGCUGCAGCUCUCGACGUUCCUCUGCCAAACUCUCCACCAUCAUCACCACAUCCUCGUUCAAAGCCGCCCGCCCCAUCAUCAAGGGUCUCUCCUCCUCCCUCAUCCGCUGCCUCCCCCGACUCCUCCGCGAACGAGCCUGACGCCGCCCACGUUCCGGCAUCAUCCACGAUGGCUCCGAAAGCGAAAAAUGAUGGCAAGAAAGCCGAGCCUCACGGCAAGAUUUACUCCAUCUCUGGGCCCGUCAUUGUCGCCGAAGACAUGCUCGGUGUUGCCAUGUACGAAUUGGUCAAUGUUGGCCACGAUAACCUCGCGGGUGAAGUCAUUCGAAUCAACGCCGACCAGGCAACCAUUCAAGUAUACGAGGAAACCGCUGGUGUCACUGUCGGCGACCCCGUCUUCCGCACCGGCAAGCCUCUUUCCGUCGAGCUCGGUCCUGGUCUGCUAAACGGCAUCUACGAUGGUAUCCAGCGUCCUCUGGCUGGCAUCGCCGAUGCCUCCAAGGGCAUCUACAUUCCUCGCGGCAUCUCCGUUCCCGCCCUCGAUCGUAAGAAGCAGUGGGAGUUCACCCCCACAAAGAAGGUUGGCGACCACAUCACAGGAGGCGACGUCUGGGGUACCGUUUUCGAAAACUCCUUCAUUUCCGUUCACAAGGGCAAGUACACUGUCGCCGAAAAUAUCCUUGAGGUCGAAUUCGACGGCAAGAAGACCGAAUACCCCAUGAUGCACUCGUGGCCGGUCCGUGUCCCUAGACCCUCUACCGAGAAGCUCGUCGCCGAAGAGCCUUUCAUCGUCGGUCAACGUGUCCUGGACGCUCUCUUUCCCGGUGUUCAGGGCGGUACCAUUGCUAUUCCCGGUGCUUUCGGUUGCGGCAAGACUGUCAUUUCUCAGUCCGUCUCCAAGUUUUCCAACUCUGAUGUCAUUGUUUACGUCGGAUGUGGUGAACGAGGCAACGAAAUGGCUGAAGUCUUGAAGGAUUUCCCCGAGCUCACCAUCGACGUCGACGGCCGCAAAGAGCCCAUUAUGAAGCGCACAACCCUCAUUGCCAACACAUCCAACAUGCCUGUCGCUGCUCGCGAAGCUUCAAUUUACACUGGAAUUACCGUUGCCGAAUACUUCCGCGACCAGGGUCUCGACGUUGCCAUGAUGGCCGACUCUACAUCCCGAUGGGCUGAGGCUCUGCGUGAACUGUCUGGUCGUCUCGGAGAAAUGCCUGCUGAUCAGGGUUUCCCUGCCUAUCUUGGUGCCAAGCUUGCUUCUUUCUAUGAGCGUGCUGGUCGCGUCCAAGCUCUCGGCUCUCCUGACCGCAAGGGCAGUGUCAGCAUUGUCGGUGCCGUGUCGCCCGCCGGUGGUGAUUUCUCUGACCCUGUCUGCACUUCAACGCUGGGUAUUGUUCAGGUCUUCUGGGGUCUGGACAAGAAGCUUGCCCAGCGUAAGCACUUUCCGUCCAUUAACACCAGUCUCUCAUACAGCAAGUAUACCGGUAUUCUAGACAAGUUCUACGAAAAAGACUAUCCCGAGUUCCCCAAACUGCGUGACCGCAUCAAGCAGCUCCUGACCGAUUCUGAUGAGUUGGAGCAAGUCGUGCAGCUCGUCGGAAAGAGCGCUUUGUCUGACACUGACAAGAUUACGCUGGACAUUGCCGGCCUCAUCAAGGAAGACUUUUUGCAGCAAAACGGAUAUUCGGAUUAUGAUCAGUUCUGCCCCAUCUGGAAGACGGAGUGGAUGAUGAAGCUCAUGGUUGGGUUCCACGACGAGGCUCAAAAGGUUAUUGCUCAAGGCCAGAGCUGGGCCAAGGUGCGCGAGGCAACGGGCGAUCUCCAGACACAGUUGCGUCAGCUCAAGUUUGAGCAGCCCAGCGAGGGACAGGAGGCUAUUAGCAAGAAGUACGAAGCCAUUCACCAGACGAUGACGGACAAGUUUGCGUCGGUCAUGGAUGAGUAA